CCUCUGCCUGCACAGGAUGAGAUGGUGGGCAUGUUAGAAUUGCUCGCCCCGUGUGUAGAAACACCUCGUCUGUAGCUUCUCUCCUCCAGGAUUCACAACGUCCCCAUGCCCCGAACCACCGUCAGGGAUGGCCCCUGUCUCCUGUCCGCCUACUUGGAAGAACUGGAGGCUAUGGAGCUGAAGAAGUUCAAGUUAUACCUGGGGACAGCGACAGAAAUGGGGGAGGGCAGAAUUCCCUGGGGGCGUAUGGAGAUGGCUGGUCCCCUGGAAAUGGCCCAGCUGCUGGUGGCCCAUUGUGGGAGAAGGGAGGCCUGGCUGCUGGCUCUAAGCAUCUUUGAUCGGAUCAACAGGAAGGACCUGUGGGAGAGAGGACAGAGAGAGGACCUGGUGAGGGGUACUCCACCAGGUGGCCUCUCCUCACUGGGGAGCCAGUCAACAUAUUCUCUGGAAGUCUUUCCUGGAACUCCAAGAAAAGAUCCCCGGGAAACCUACAGAGACUAUGUCCGCAGAAAGUUUCGGCUGAUGGAGGACCGCAAUGCACGCCUAGGGGAAUGCGUCAAUCUCAGCCACCGGUACACCCGGCUCCUCCUGGUGAAGGAACACUCAAAUCACAUGUGGGCUCAGCAGAAGCUUUUAGACACGGGCCGGGGACACGCGAGAACCGUAGACCACCAGGCCAGCUUCAUCCAGAUGGAGACCCUCUUCGAGCCAGACGAGGAGCGCCCUGAGUCUCCGCGCACAGUGGUCCUGCAGGGGGCAGCCGGGAUGGGCAAAUCCAUGCUGGCCCACAAGGUGAUGCUGGACUGGGCUGACGGGAGGCUCUUCCAAGGCAAGUUUGAUUAUCUCUUCUACAUCAACUGCAGGGAGAUGAACCAGAGUGCCUCAGAGCGGAGCGCCCAAGACCUCAUCUCCAGCUGCUGGCCUGAGCCCAGCGCACCGCUCCAGGAGCUUGUCAGAGUUCCUGAGCGCCUCCUUUUCAUCAUUGAUGGCUUUGACGAGCUCAAGCCCUCUUUCCACGACCCUCAGGGCUCUUGGUGCCUCUCCUGGGAGGAGAAACGGCCCACAGAGCUUCUCCUUAGCAGCCUAAUUCGGAAGAAGCUGCUGCCUGAGCUGUCUCUGCUCAUCACUACCAGGCCCACGGCUUUGGAAAAGCUGCACCGCUUGCUUGAGCAUCCCAGGCACGUGGAGAUCCUGGGCUUUUCUGAAGCAGAAAGAAAGGAGUACUUCUACAAGUAUUUCCACAACGCAGAGCAGGCCGGCCAAGUCUUCAACUUCGUGAGAGACAAUGAACCCCUCUUCACUCUGUGCUUUGUCCCUUUGGUGUGCUGGGUCGUCUGCACCUGCCUCAAGCAGCAGCUGGAGGAUGGAGGGCUUUUAAGACAGACGUCCAGGACCACGACUGCAGUGUACAUGCUCUACCUCCUGAGUCUGAUGCAACCCAAGCCAGGGUCCCCAACCCUCCAGCCCCCACCCAACCAGAGAGGGCUGUGCUCUUUGGCUGCAGAUGGACUCUGGAAUCAGAAAAUCCUAUUUGAGGAGCAGGACCUCCGGAAGCAUGGCCUGGAUGGGGCAGAUGUCUCUUCCUUCCUCAACAUGAACAUCUUCCAGAAGGACAUCAACUGUGAAAAGUUCUACAGCUUCAUCCACCUGAGUUUCCAGGAAUUCUUUGCAGCCAUGUACUAUAUCCUGGAUGGUGGGGAGAGUGGGUCCAGUCCAGACCAGAACCUGAUGAGGCUAUUGACUGAGUACGGGUUUUCGGAAAGGAGCUUCCUGGCAUUCACAGUCCGUUUCCUGUUUGGACUCCUCAAUGAGGACACGAGAAGCUACCUGGAGAAGAGGCUUUGCUGGAAGGUCUCGCCUCACGUCAAGGUGGAACUGUUGGACUGGAUCCAAAGCAAAGCUCAGAGUGAGGGCUCUACCCUGCAGCAGGGCGCCUUGGAGUUCCUCAGCUGUCUGUACGAGAUCCAGGAGCAAGAUUUCAUCCAGCAGGCCCUGAGUCACUUCCAAGUGGUCGUGGUCAGCAAUAUCACCACCAAGAUGGAGCACAUGGUCUCCUCCUUCUGUAUGAAGAACUGCAGGAGCAUCGUGGUGCUGCACUUGUAUGGGGCUGCCUACAGCGCUGACGAGGAAGACGGGGUGAGAUGGACUUCAGGACCCCGGACGCUACUGACACACUCACCCGAGAGGAAUGUUUUGCCAGACGCCUACAGUGAACAGCUUGCCAUGGCUCUGAGCACCAAUCCGAAUCUGAUAGAGCUGGCUUUGUACUGCAAUGCCCUGGGAAGCCGGGGGGUGAAGCUGCUGUGUCAAGGACUCAGACAUUCCAACUGCAAACUUCAGAAACUGAGACUGAAGAGGUGUCGGGUUUCCAGCUCUGCCUGCCAGGACCUCACAGCUGUUCUAAUGGCCAAUAGGAAUUUAAUGAGGAUGGACCUAAGCAGCAAUGACCUCGGGCUGCCAGGCAUGCAGCUGCUUUGUGAGGGGCUCCGGCACCCCAAAUGCAGGCUGCAGAUGGUCCAGUUGAGGAAUUGUCAUCUGGAAGCCGGGGCUUGCCAGGAGCUGGCCUCCGUGCUCAGCGUCAACCAACACCUGUUGGAGCUGGAUCUGACAGGAAAUGCGCUGGAGGACUUGGGUCUGAGGCUGUUGUGUCAAGGCUUGAGGCACUCAGUCUGUAGGCUGCAAGUCUUGUGGUUGAAGAUUUGUCACCUCACGGCUGCUGCCUGUGAAGACCUGGCCUCGACCCUCUGUGUGAACCAGAGCCUGAUGGAACUGGACCUAAGCCUGAAUGACCUGGGGGACCCUGGGGUGCUGCUGCUGUGUAAGGGCCUCAGGCACCCCCAGUGCAAACUCCAGACCCUUCGGCUGGACAGCUGUGGCAUCACUGCCAAAGCUUGCGAGGGUCUUUCUUUCACCCUGGGGGUCAACCAGACACUGAAAGAGCUUUAUCUGACCAACAAUGCCCUGGGCAACACUGGCGUUAGGCUGCUGUGCAAUCGGCUCAGUCACCCUGGCUGCAAACUUCGGGUCCUCUGGUUAUUUGGAAUGGACCUGAAUAAAGUGACCCACAGGAGACUGGCAGCUCUCCGCGUAACAAAACCUUACCUGGACAUUGGCUGCUGACGGUUCUGUCUGCUGCUCCUUCUAAGUCAGGACAGAGGAAGAACAUCCCAGGACCCACUAAUCAACAUGAUCAGGCUCUAUUUCCUCAAGAGACAAACUCAUAGGCAGAAGUCCUUUUUAAGGUCUCUAUAAUCCACGCGUGAUGGAGUUUGAGGCUCUAGUUUUGGGCAUGUUGGUGCCAUGGAGAGAAUUUGGGGCAGGAACAGAUUCUAGAGCAGAGGCUUUCAGCCAGGGGGGCACUGGCAAUGUCAGACGUGGGAGUAGGGGACACGAGGGAAGCCAGGGAUCCUGCUAAAUAAACAUCCCACCAUACACGAGAGCCCCUACAACAAAGUAUUUAACUGAAAAUGUCACUAGUAGCGAAGUUGAGAAACCCUCUUCUCAAAGAGUAAUGGUGCUACUAAGUACGAGUAAGUGUACUAGAAACCUUGGAAGGCUAGUGAGGCCAACAGCUCCACCACCAACUCUUGCGAUCUUCUGCCUCCUAACUGGAGCUCAUCAAACCAUGACUGGACACCUGCCACAAUUAUGCUGGCCAGUAACCUACACCAGGAUUGGGAUGAAAACAUGAAGGAAACCAGCCAGAAUUUCACUACAGGGGACCUUAACUAGGGAACUUAAGACUGUUGGAAAACCUCACAAGAGUGGCAUGAGUACAUCAUGCUGAACCCAUUAACUGAAGGCAUCUAGAAAGACCAGAA
Molecule: messenger RNA, 3821 nt
Organism: Hipposideros armiger (great roundleaf bat)
Lineage: Eukaryota; Metazoa; Chordata; Mammalia; Chiroptera; Hipposideridae
Gene: NLRP12
Product: NLR family pyrin domain containing 12
Exons: 9
Coding region: 106-3120 (1004 amino acids)
Biological process (GO): negative regulation of inflammatory response; negative regulation of canonical NF-kappaB signal transduction; cellular response to cytokine stimulus
Cellular component (GO): cytoplasm
Molecular function (GO): protein binding
Source: RefSeq, a predicted model, not a curated record